AUGCCCCUCUUCUCUCACCGCCACUCCUCCGCCCUCCCAACCACCACCAAUCUCAAAACUUCAAAACCCUCGAAACCCAACUUUAGCCCUCCUUCAACCCGCUACCCUCUACCUUUUCUAGUCUUUUCACUCGUCUCCCUUCUCAUUGGCCUUUCUGGUACAAUUUUCGCUAUCUCAGCGAUUCGCAGGCCCAAAGCUGUUCCAGUUUUUCGCUGUGGCAGAUCCGAGGACACCUUUCGAGCAUUUUAUUCGGGUUCGGGUAGGACCCGAAGUGAUGGCAACGGAGGAUUGAUUGACAAGCCCAAGCUUCUUGGGUUUGUUGGGGUUCAAACCGGAUUUGAAUCGGGUGAUCGCCGCUCUGCCCUUAGAAGUACUUGGUUUCCUUCUGACCCAGAUGGACUUUUGAGGUUGGAGCAAGCUACUGGUUUAGCAUUUAGGUUUGUAAUAGGGCGUUCAAAGGUUGCAAAGAAAAUGGCCCAGCUUGCAAAAGAGGUGGAUAAGUACAGAGAUUUCAUGCUUAUAGAUAUUGAUGAAGAAUAUCUAAAUCUUCCAUACAAAACGUUGGCCUUUUUCAAGGCAGCCUUUAAGCUUUUUGAAGCAGAUUAUUAUGUCAAAGCUGAUGACGAUAUCUAUUUGCGUCCAGAUCGCCUUGCAACUCUUCUUGCUAAGGAAAGAACACAUUCACUAACUUAUAUCGGAUGCAUGAAAAAAGGACCAGUGAUUACUGACCCUAAAAUGAAGUGGUAUGAGAAAUCAGGACAUCUGAUUGGAAAUGAGUACUUCCUGCAUGCUUAUGGACCCAUAUAUGUUCUUUCUGCAGAGGUUGUGGCUUCAUUAGCAUCUGCUAGAAAUAACAGCAAUGAGGAUGUCACCAUUGGAUCGUGGAUGCUUGCGAUGAAUGUUCAUCACGAAGAUAACCGAGCAAUAUGUGAUCCCCGAUGCACUCCAACAUCUAUAGCUGUUUGGGAUAUUCCUAAAUGUUCUGGUUUAUGCAAUCCAGCCAGUCGGAUGAAGGAGCUUCACAAGAUUGAUAUGUGCUCCAAAAGUCCAACACUGCCUCCUGAUGAUAGAUAG
This is a messenger RNA of Dovyalis caffra, 1074 nucleotides long. Lineage: Eukaryota; Viridiplantae; Streptophyta; Magnoliopsida; Malpighiales; Salicaceae. The record is from the annotation of a GenBank genome assembly.